This is a messenger RNA of Agelaius phoeniceus (red-winged blackbird), 4354 nucleotides long. RefSeq names its product Rho related BTB domain containing 2 (gene RHOBTB2). Gene Ontology annotation, biological process: small GTPase-mediated signal transduction. Gene Ontology annotation, molecular function: GTPase activity; protein binding; GTP binding. The record is from RefSeq and is a predicted model, not a curated record. Lineage: Eukaryota; Metazoa; Chordata; Aves; Passeriformes; Icteridae.
CGAGCCCGGCCCCGGCCCCUGGGAGCCGCCGCUUCGUCUGUGUUGGUGUCCCAAUUAAUGGAUUCUGACAUGGAUUAUGAGAGGCCAAACGUAGAAACCAUCAAGUGCGUCGUGGUCGGGGACAACGCGGUGGGCAAGACCCGGCUCAUCUGUGCCCGUGCCUGCAACGCCACCUUGACCCAGUACCAGCUCCUCGCCACCCACGUGCCCACGGUGUGGGCCAUCGACCAGUACCGCGUCUGCCAGGAGGUGCUGGAGCGCUCCCGGGAUGUGGUAGAUGAUGUCAGCGUGUCCUUGCGCCUCUGGGACACCUUUGGUGACCACCACAAGGACAGGCGCUUUGCCUACGGCAGGUCCGACGUUGUGGUUUUGUGCUUCUCCAUCGCCAACCCCAACUCCCUGCACCAUGUGAAGACCAUGUGGUACCCGGAGAUCAAACACUUCUGCCCCCGCGCCCCCGUCAUCCUGGUGGGCUGCCAGCUCGACCUGCGCUACGCCGACCUGGAGGCCGUCAACCGGGCACGCCGACCCCUGGCCAGGCCAAUUAAACCUAACGAGAUCCUUCCCCCGGAGAAGGGCAGGGAGGUGGCCAAGGAGCUGGGGAUCCCUUAUUACGAGACGAGCGUGGUGGCCCAGUUUGGUGUCAAGGACGUCUUUGACAAUGCCAUCCGUGCCGCCCUCAUCUCCCGCCGCCACCUGCAGUUCUGGAAGUCCCACCUGCGCAACGUGCAGCGGCCCCUGCUCCAAGCCCCCUUCCUGCCCCCCAAGCCCCCUCCUCCCAUCAUCAUCGUCCCGGACCCCCCUUCCAACAACGAGGAGCGUCCGGCCCACCUCCUGGAGGACCCCCUGUGCGCGGACGUCAUCCUGGUGCUGCAAGAGAAGAUCAAAAUCUACGCACACAAGAUCUACCUCUCCACCUCCUCCUCCAAGUUUUACGACCUGUUCCUCAUGGACCUGAGCGAGGAGGACCAGCAGAGCAGCGCGGGGCAUGGCUUCGGGGCGGCCGUCACGGCGGCCGCCGAGCGGAUGCUGCACCAGGAGGAGAGGCACCACGGGCGGGAUUUCCUCCUCAGGGCCGCCAGCUUCGACAUCUGCGAGAGCGCCGAGGAGGCCGGACCCGGCCAGCGCAAACCGUGCCUUAGAGCCUCCACCAGUGACGGGAUCCUGCGGGGCGACCGCUACGAGAACGGCGAGCGCGGGCUGCGGCGCGGCCGGAACCUCUCCUCGUGGAGCAGGGCCUUCACCAGCAUCCAGGAGGAGAUGGCCGAGGACCCGCUGACCUACAAGUCCAAGCUGAUGGUGGUGGUGAAGAUGGACGCGUCCAUCCAGCCGGGGCCUUUCCGGGCCGUGCUGAAGUACCUGUACACGGGCGAGCUGGACGAGAACGAGCGGGACCUGAUGCACAUCGCUCACAUCGCCGAGCUGCUGGAGGUGUUCGACCUGCGCAUGAUGGUGGCCAACAUCCUCAACAACGAGGCGUUCAUGAACCAGGAGAUCACCAAAGCCUUCCACGUCCGGAGGACCAACCGGGUGAAGGAAUGCCUGGCCAAGGGGACUUUCUCGGAUGUCACCUUCGUGCUGGAUGAUGGUGCUAUCAGUGCCCACAAGCCCCUGCUCAUCUCCAGCUGCGACUGGAUGGCCGCGAUGUUCGGCGGCCCCUUCGUGGAGAGCUCCACCAACGAGGUGGCACUCCCUCACACCAGCAAGAGCUGCAUGCGGGCGGUGCUGGAGUACCUGUACACGGGGCAGUUCAGCUCCAGCCCCGACCUGGACGACAUGAAGCUCAUCAUCCUCGCCAACCGCCUCUGCCUGCCGCACCUGGUGGCUCUCACAGGUGAGUCUGGGUGGCUGCAGCACGGCAGGGUGGCUGUCACCCCGUCCCAGCCACCCCUGAGCCCGUGUGUGUCCCCCUGUGCAGAGCAGUACACGGUCACCGGGCUGAUGGAGGCGGCGCAGAUGAUGGUGGACAUCGAUGGGGACGUGCUCGUGUUCCUGGAGCUGGCUCAGUUCCACUGCGCCUACCAGCUCGCCGACUGGUGCCUGCACCACAUCUGCACCAACUACAACAACGUCUGCCGCAAGUUCCCCCGCGACAUGAAGGCCAUGUCGGGAGAGAACCAGGAGUACUUCGAGAAGCACCGCUGGCCGCCGGUGUGGUACCUGAAGGAGGAGGAUCACUACCAGCGGGCGAAGAAGGAGCGGGAGAAGGAAGACUACCUCCACCUCAAACGGCAGCCCAAGAGGCGCUGGCUCUUCUGGAACGCCUCCUCCUCCCCUUCUUCCUCUCCUUCAUCGUCGGCAGCCACAGCCUCCUCUUCCUCCUCCUCCUCCUCCUCCUCGGCUGUGGUUUGAAAGCCCCGUCCUUGCCCUGGGAGGAGACGGGGAGGAGGAGGAGGAGGAGGAGGAGGAGGAAGGGCGGGAUGCCCUGCCCCAGCGGCGGAGCAGCGGCCCCGCAGCAGAGCAGAGGGGCGGCCGCUGGGGAGGGGCUCAGCCCUGCUCUCCCCGCGGCGGGACCGGCAGAGCCCGAGCAGCAGGAGGAACUCGCGUUUACAGGAGCACCAGGGCUGUGCUGUGGUUUCAUUUCGUGUGGAAUUUUCGUUGGAAAUUGGUUUUGUUUUUUGGAACAUCAUCAGCACGAGGAAGAAGAAGAUGAAGAAGAAGAAGAAACACAUCCAGCUUCCACUUGGAUUUGGAACCAGAAGCUCUGGGAUGUGGUUUGGGUGUCUGAUGGCAUCUCACCACCUGGAGCCACCGUGGGGGUCCUGCCACCCCCUUGGACUCGCAGCAGGGUCAGGCACAGGGCAGGGGACCCUGGCCCCCAAAUGCCUCCAGGCACUGCAGGAUUUCCCCUACAAGUGGGGUUUGUCCUAAUUCAGGGCAUGGAGAGGACCAGAGUCCUCUCCUCCCUGUUCUUAACUCUUCAGUUUUGUUUAGACAGAAACUUAAAGCAAAAAAAAAAGCCCCAAACCCAAACCCACUCCCUCAAUCUGCCACACCAGAAACCAACCCUGAGCCCUGGGCUGGGGAUUUUAGCCUGGAAGGCUCCAUUGUAAUAAAUGGUAUUUUAAAAGCCCGGCGUGGUCCCUGUGUGUGUGGGAGGAGCAGCUGGACAGGCACAUCCCUGUGCCAGGCUGGGGUGAUGCCAUCCCCCCCUUCCAGCGCUCCUGGGACGGGCAGGGACAGCCAGGCCUGGCAGGACCCACCCCUGCUACAACACCAGGUGGCUUUUCCAUCGGACUGACUCUGCCUGUCCCACCUGUGUCCCUGCAGGGCUGCCAGGCAGGGCAGGAGGCACCCAAACCUCCUCACCCUCCCCAGCUGGGAUGGGGAAAGCUCCUUGGAGCCCAUCCCUGCAGAGGCUGCUGCUGGAGGAGCACCCAGGGAUGCUCCUGGUGGCUCCCACCCCACACUGCUCCUCUGGCCCCUGGAGCCUCCCCCUGUGCAUGGCCGCCCUCAGCCUCGCUGCAGGAGCCAGGUGGCUCCUCACCCUCGGUGUUGUGAGCAGGUAGGACCACAACUUCCUCUCCUUUUCACACAACCUGGGCACUCACCGCUGCUUCUGAGUCCUGUUUGCCUUGCCCAGGCCAGGACCCGAGCCCUGGCGCUGAAGCCUGCAUGUGCCCAGGCCUGCAUGCUCAGGGGCACAGGGCAAUGCCCAGGAGGGGCCCCUGGGCACGAACCCUCCCCUCCGGGCAGCUCAACAGCAGCUCCUGCUUUUCACCCCAGCCCCACGCUCCUGAACGGCCCCUGUGCAGUGCAGGGGCUGGGGAGCAGCUGCAGGGGCGUUUUGGGGGGCUGAGCAGAGCCCUUUUGUCACUAAGCACUGCAUGGAUUUGCAACACAGCUACUGCAACACACAGAGCCCUGGCUGGUGGCGCCGGAGCCCUCGAUGGCACAGGGACGGUGGCACCCCCUGCUCUGGCACGGAGCUCUGGUCUGGGGUAAAGAAAGGCCAGGAUGGCUGCUGAGGGCUUUCCCUGGCACAAAGGACCCUUGGGGACUGGUGGGACCAUUCCUGGUGGGGUGGCUGAGCAUUAAUUCCAUGGGCUGAGUCCUCAGUGCCACGUGGAGCAACUGGUGUCCACUGGGACCCUGGACCUUGGUGGCCAUUGAGACCCCUCACCAGAGUUCUGGGGGGAAAACAAAUCAAACCAGACGAGAAAAUCAGGAAGAUUUUUUUUUUUUUUUAAAUUAAACCUUCAUAAACAGAAAUGUAAAAAACUGGAGACGCAGACUGGCUGGGCCAGAGCUCUGUAUAAAACACACAACCAUGCAUAACAAAAACAAUAUUUUUAUAAAGCUUUUAAGUUAAUAUAUGUAAAGUUUACGAUUACUAAAUAAAUACGUACAAAAG